Messenger RNA from Armigeres subalbatus, 3630 nucleotides. RefSeq lists its product as uncharacterized. The record is from RefSeq and is a predicted model, not a curated record. The coding region runs from base 1 to 3630 and encodes 1209 amino acids. Gene Ontology annotation, molecular function: nucleic acid binding. Lineage: Eukaryota; Metazoa; Arthropoda; Insecta; Diptera; Culicidae. The transcript is spliced from 4 exons.
AUGUCGACGCAAGCUAUCCAGUCUGCUGCUUCAUCCGUUGCGGAAUCAGUUCCCCGAUCAUCCGUCGUAGAUGUUGAAGAGUGUCCCAGAGUCGUUGCCAGUGCCUCCGCUCCACAAUCUCGAGAAGACGUUUUUCUGCUGACGGUAUUGGUGAAGGUAGUCGAUGCAUACGGACAAGACCACAUAGCACGUGUUCUGCUCGACAGUGCCUCUCAACCAAAUCUCAUCACGGAUCGUCUGGCACGACGAUUGCACUUGAAGCGGACUUCUGUGAACGUGACAAUUCAGGGAGCUGGAAAUACUUCAAAGAAAGUGAAGGAAUCAAUCUUUGCUCGAAUCAAAUCGCGGAACGACAGUUUUGAAUGCGGUGUGGACCUACUAUUAAUGGAUACCUUGACUGCAGAUCUUCCAGCACAAGAUAUAUGCAUCGCAGACUGGCAGAUUCCUCAAAAUUUGUCAUUGGCCGAUCCCAUGUUCAAUAAGAGCCAACAGAUUGACAUGGUUCUGGGCGCAAAACACUACCACUCUUUCUUUCCAAGUACUGCUCGUCUUCAGUUGGCCGACAAUCUUCCGACACUGGUAGACAGCGUUUUCGGUUGGGUAGUAACGGGAUCAGCAAGCAUUAUUCACCCUAUUCAACGGCAAUCUAUUACUCCCAGUGUCGUCGCUGUUUCUAUGCCGACACUUGAGGAAUGUAUCGAACGUUUUUGGAAAACUGAAGAAUUGACCGUUGACAACAAUUAUUCGGUAGAGGAGUGCCACUGUGAGGAUUUCUUCCAAUCCACAACGUCUCGUGACGAGACAGGCCGCUACAUUGUCCGGCUACCACGGAAACCCGAUUUCGACGCGAUGCUAGGUGAAUCCAAAAUCGGUGCUCUUCGUCGCUUCGAGCAACUCGAGCGGCGACUAGAACGGGACCAAAAGCUGAAGGAAGAAUAUCACGAUUUCAUGAGGGAGUACCUCUUCCUCGGCCAUAUGCGAUUGGUCGAGUUGGACGAUGGAAACCGCACAUACUAUCUUCCUCACCACCCCGUAAUUAAGGAGGCAAGCACGACCACCAAAGUGACGCGAGCACUCCAGCAUGUUGCAUCGGAUGAAGGUAAUAACAAACCAGUAGCCGGCCAAGCACUUCGAAAAAACUUUAAUGUAGACGAUUUUAUUGGAGGGGAAAAAAUCACCGAGGAAGCUAUCCAACUACGAGAAGAAUUGGCGAACUUACUCUUGAAAGGUGGAUUCAUGCUGAGAAAGUGGACAUCAAACCGCCUUGAAGUACUGCAGGGGCUCCAGGAUGACCAAAUCGGAACGCAAUCAAGCCUACAGUUUACACCAAACGAAUCGAUAAAAGCGCUAGGAAUUCGAUGGGAACCAGAGUCCGAUACACUUCGUUUCGAUUCCCCAAUACAGCAACGUAAUGAGCCUCCAACAAAGCGAUCAAUCCUCUCCGACAUCGCUAGGCUCUUCGAUCCGCUCGGCUUAAUUGCACCCAUCGUAGUCAGAGCCAAAAUCCUGAUGCAGGAGCUAUGGUCCCUCUCUUGCGACUGGGAUGACCCAGUGCCUCACAUCAUUCGACUAAAAUGGGAAAAAUUUCGACUUGAGCUUCCAAGAAUUGCAACCUAUCGAAUUGAUCGCUACGCCUUUCUCCCAGAUGCGCAAAUCGAGCUGCAUACAUUUGCUGAUGCGUCAACGUCUGCAUACGGAGCAUGCACAUACGUCCGUUGCGAAAAUGCUCUGGGUACCGUACGAAUCAGGCUACUUGCCUCAAAAAGCAAGGUAGCUCCACUAAAGAGACUGACAAUAGCUCGCUUGGAACUGUGUGCUUGUGUUCUGGCAGCUCAUCUACAUCAUCGCAUCAAACAAGCAAUCCACAUCAAUGUAUCUGCAUCGUAUUUCUGGUCCGACUCUGCCGUUUGUUUGUAUUGGCUUCGAGCACCCCCUAGCGCAUGGAAAACAUUCGUUGCCAAUAGGGUCUCCGAGGUGCAACACUUCACCCAUGGAAGCAAAUGGAACCAUAUAUCCGGCUCCGAGAACCCCGCGGAUCUAGUUUCACGCGGAAUGUCAGUGGAAGAUUUCCUGCAAAGUGAAGAUUGGAAGCAUGGCCCUUCAUGGCUAGCACACCAACAGUCAUCCUGGCCAAUUUCAAACCUACCUGCCGUCUCGGAGGACAUUCUGGAAACCAAAAGCGUUGUUGCAUCCAUUCAAACAAUAACCAGCAUCAACCCAUGGUUUCUUCGGUGGUCGUCCUAUACUCGACUACUCCACACUGUAGGAUAUUGCCUCCGUUUCGUAACAAGAACACGUUCAAAGGCUAGAACCCAGUCAAUUGCAUCCCUCACGGGAAUCGAACUCGACGCGCAGUCACUCACCGUCCAGGAGCUUGUCAACGCUAAUGCCCUUCUAAUCAGGCUUGCCCAGCAAGAUGUCUUCGGGGAUGAGAUCAAGGACCUGCAGCGAGGAAAUACCGUAAUGAAGAAAUCGCCAAUACGUCGAAUGUGUCCAUUCAUCGAUCCGGAAGGAAUACUACGAGUAGGAGGCCGAUUGAACCUGUCUCAGCUUCCAUACCAGUCCAAACACCCUGCCCUCCUCCCAAAAGAUCAUCCAUUCACCAGGCUAAUCGGAGAACACUAUCAUCGAAAGCUGCUCCACGGCGGCGGGCGUCUUCUGUUGUCGUCGAUUCGUGAGGAAUACUGGCCACUGAACGGUCGUCGUUUAGUCCAUAGCAUCGUACGCAAUUGUUUCCGGUGUAUACGUCAUCGUCCGCAGCCCGCUCACCAGCAGAUAGGUCAGCUACCAGCAGCGAGGGUUAUACCAAGUCGUCCCUUCUCCAACACAGGCGUGGAUUAUGCUGGUCCUCUAUAUAUGAAACCCAUCCAUAAACGAGCAGCCCCCGGCAAAAGCUUACCUGUGCAUAUUUAUAUGCUUCGCAACAAAGGCUGUCCACCUAGAGGAGCAAAACGAGAGCUAGGCGAGCUAUUUGCCAGGUUUAGGAGCCAGAACGAGCAGAGCAUUAUUGCUUCUGCUUGCACAGAUCAGGGAAUUACUUGGCACUUGACUCCUCCCAAGGCCCCACAUUUCGGUGGCCUAUGGGAAGCGGCGGUCAAGACUGCCAAACGACAUCUAUUUCGACAAUUGGAAUCUGCGAUGAAUUCCCGUCCUCUUUUGCCGAUGUCCGAUGAUCCUAACGACCUCGCCGCCCUAACACCAGCACACUUCCUCAUCGGUACCUCGAUGUACGCCCUGCCCGACCCAGCCACUCAGCACACACCAGUGGGCGCCCUUGAACAUCUUCAGAAGCUCCAGCAUCACGUUCAAAAAUUCUGGGUUCACUGGCGAACCGAGUAUUUGCAGGAGAUGAUGAGAGAUACGAAGCUUGCAGCACGAAACGACGAGAUCCGGCCUGGAAGGAUGGUCAUCCUAGUUGACGAAAUGGUGCCAACAACCCGUUGGCCACUUGCGCGUAUCACUGAAGUACAUCCUGGAAGAGAUCGAUUGAAUCGAGUUGUUAGCCUUCGCACCGCCAAAGGAGUCAUCAUCCGACCAAUUACCAGAAUUUGCUUACUUCCGUGUUUCGAGCCAGUUCUAGAUCAGGAGCAACGAGAAGAAGAAGUCGACGAUCCAAAUUCCCAUUCAUAA